AUGGGCCGGGAGGAGAGCAAGGAGGAGCUGUGGGGGUACCCCCUGUGGCCGGGCGGGCAGCGGGUGCCAGCACAGGACCCCUGGGCACCGCGAGCCGAGCCAGGGUCUCCCCUCGCAGAGCUGCUGCUGACGCUCAACGUCUCUGCGCUGUACCAGCACCUGAAGGGCUUCGGAGGGUCCCUCUCCGACGCCGCUGCCCUGAACAUCCUGGGGCUGUCGCAGCCGGCCCAGGACAACCUGCUGCGCUCCUACUUCUCCGAGAGCGGGAUUGAGUACAACCUCAUCCGGCUCCCCAUGGCUUGCAGUGACUUCUCCGUGCGCCCCUACAGCUACGACGACGUCCCCCAUGACUACGAGCUGAAGCACUUCAGGCUGGCAGAGGAGGACGUGAAGAUGCCCCCGUGCUUGGUUCCCGCAGUCAUUGACCUGCUGAUGGUGAGCGAGGCCCGGCAGAUGGCCAGCAUCACACACAAGAUCCGGAUGGAGCUCCUGACCGUUAAUGACGUUUACCUCCUCUCCACCUUCCGCCUGCCUCCCAAGCAGGGGGGGACCCUCUUCGGCCUCUACUCCAAGAAGGACAACACGAAGUGGCUGGAGGUCUCCGUGGUGGGGAAAAUCAACAAAGUCCUGGUGCGCUACCUGCGGGAAGACAACAAGCUGCAUUCGGUCAACCUGCAGCACGCGCACGUGGCGGACGGGCAAAGCCACACCGUCAUCGUGCGCCUGAGCGGGCUGCGUGGGGACAUGCUGAGCGUGGAGCUCUACGUCGACUGCAAGCAGAUGGACUCCAGCGUGGGGCUGCCCGAGCUGUCGGAGAUCCCCCUGGCGGAGGUGGAGUCCAUUGAGGUGCGCACGGGGCAGAAGGCCUACCAGAGGAUGCAGGGGUUUGUGGAGUCGAUGAAGCUGAUCCUGGGAGGGUCCAUGAGCCGUGUCGGGGCCCUGAGCGAGUGCCCUUUCCAAGGAGACGAGUCCAUCCACAAUGCAGUAACAAGCGUGCUGGCAUCCAUCCUGGGCGAGCAGACCAAGGCGCUGGUCACCCAGCUGACCCUCUUCAACCAGGUCCUGACUGAGCUGCGGGAAGAUAUUAGGGACCAGGUGAAGGAGAUGUCUCUGAUCCGCAACACCAUCAUGGAGUGCCAGGUCUGCGGCUUCCACGAGCACCGGUCCCGCUGCAACCCCAACCCCUGCUUCAGUGGCGUGGACUGCAUGGAGACGUACGAGUACCCCGGGUACCGCUGCGGGCCCUGCCCGCCGGGGCUGGAGGGCAACGGCACGCACUGCGCCGACAUCGAUGAGGUGGGCACGUGCCUGGGGCAGUGCAACGUGGGCUGGGCCGGCAACGGCAACGUGUGUGGGCAAGACACAGACCUCGAUGGCUACCCCGACGAGCCCCUGCCCUGCAUCGACAAUAACAAGCACUGCAAGCAGGACAACUGCCGCCUGACACCGAAUUCGGGGCAGGAGGAUGCCGACAACGACGGCAUUGGGGACCAGUGUGACGAUGACGCCGACGGUGACGGCAUCAAGAACGUGGAGGACAACUGCCGGCUCUUCCCCAACAAGGACCAGCAGAACUCAGACACUGACUCCUUCGGGGACGCCUGCGACAACUGCCCCAACGUGCCCAAUAACGACCAGAGGGACACGGACAGCAACGGCGAGGGGGACGCUUGCGAUAACGACAUCGAUGGGGACGGCAUUCCCAACAUGCUGGAUAACUGCCCCAAGGUGCCCAACCCUCUGCAGACCGACCGGGACGAGGACGGCGUCGGGGACGCCUGUGACAGUUGCCCUGAAAUGAGCAACCCCACUCAGACAGAUAUGGACAGCGACCUGGUAGGAGACAUCUGUGACACCAACGAGGACAGCGAUGGGGAUGGGCAUCAGGACACCAAGGACAACUGCGCCGAGAUCCCCAACAGCUCCCAGCUGGACUCGGACAACGACGGGCUGGGGGAUGACUGUGACAAUGACGAUGACAACGAUGGCAUCCCUGACUACACGGCACCUGGCCCAGACAACUGCCGCCUCAUCCCCAACCCCAACCAGAAGGACUCGGACGGGAACGGCGUGGGCGACGUGUGCGAGGAGGACUUUGACAACGACACGGUGGUGGAUCAGCUGGAUGUGUGUCCUGAGAGCGCCGAGGUGACGCUGACCGACUUCCGCGCCUACCAGACCGUCAUCCUCGACCCCGAGGGGGAUGCCCAGAUCGAUCCCAACUGGGUUGUCCUCAACCAGGGCAUGGAGAUCGUGCAGACCAUGAACAGCGACCCGGGCUUGGCUGACAGCGCCAGCUUCUGCGUGGUGAUGUGGAGGCAAACGGAGCAGACGUACUGGCAGGCCACCCCCUUCCGCGCCGUGGCAGAGCCAGGGCUGCAGCUCAAGGCAGUGAAGUCUUCGACGGGCCCCGGGGAGCACCUGCGCAACGCGCUGUGGCACACGGGCCACACGCCCAACCACGUCCGCCUGCUCUGGAAGGACCCACGGAACGUGGGCUGGCGGGACAAGACGUCCUACCGCUGGCAGCUGGCCCACAGGCCCCAGGUGGGCUACAUCAGGUGA
Egretta garzetta (little egret) is the source of this 2565-nucleotide messenger RNA. It is a transcript of the gene THBS3, whose product is annotated as thrombospondin 3. Gene Ontology annotation, biological process: cell adhesion; sphingolipid metabolic process. Gene Ontology annotation, cellular component: extracellular region. The coding region runs from base 1 to 2565 and encodes 854 amino acids. The transcript has 19 exons. Gene Ontology annotation, molecular function: calcium ion binding; glucosylceramidase activity; heparin binding. NCBI's taxonomy places the organism in Eukaryota, Metazoa, Chordata, Aves, Pelecaniformes, Ardeidae. The record is from RefSeq and is a predicted model, not a curated record.